Fusarium sp. VM40 is the source of this 699-nucleotide messenger RNA. NCBI's taxonomy places the organism in Eukaryota, Fungi, Ascomycota, Sordariomycetes, Hypocreales, Nectriaceae. The record is from the annotation of a GenBank genome assembly.
AUGGAUGCAGGCCCCUCAGUCCCCGCAUCCCAAGCAUCCCACCUCCUCUCCUCCUUCACAACAUUCCUCACACUCACAUUCCACACCCUUCUCUACCACCGUGGUCUUUACCCGCCAACGACCUUCCUCACCGCACGCGCCCUGAACCUCCCCGUCCACCAGUCCCGCCAUCCCGGCCUCUGCACGUGGAUUAACGAUGCUGUCUCCGCUGUGGCGGCUCAGCUUCGUAAAGGUGCCGUGCGCCGUAUAGCGGUUGUGAUGCAUGCUGCAAAGACGUUCAAUGUGCUGGAGCGCUGGGUCUUUGACGUUGAGACUUUCCCUGCUGGGUGGGGCGAUAGAGAAGAGGCAACGUAUAAUCCCGCUGUGGUGGAGGGUGCCGAGGAGGAGGACGGUGUCAAUUGGACGGAUGUCAAUGAGGCGUUUAGGGGGGCGCUGCGUCGUGUUGCGCAUGCGGCUGAGAUGAUGCCUGCUUUGCCUGAAGGGAGCACUUUUACGCUUGGUGUUGAGCUUCGCGAUGAAGCAUCAGCGCCCAUAGGUCAUCCGCAACAUUGGAUCCCUUCGCCACCCAAUCUUCAACCACCCACUGAUACCUCUUUAAAUCAAGGUUCGUCUCUUGGCGGCCAAAACACAACCCCAAUUCGCUCUGUCCAAGCUGGACCUUUGUUCUUUGAAUGCUGGAUCGAGCAAGGCGACUCAUAA